AUGACCACGCAACUUCGGCCACCCAAUUUCCCACUGUGAGUAUGAAACCCGAUCACCAUCUUUUUUUCUUUCAAUCCAUUUUCCUCGACUUGAAACGGCGGGAUUCGGCAUUUGCAAUUGUGCAGAGCGGUUGCGAUUCGUUCCAGCGAAAUUUCAAAAAUUAUCGAACUAGUGAAACUCUUUCACUGACUGACCCCAUCUAUCUAAAAUGAAAUCCAGAAGAAUUAUUUCUGAGAGUUAUUUGAAAUAAAUAAUUAAUUAAUUAAAAUACAAAAAAGUUCGAACUGGCGCCAAUAACGACUCCCGAACGUUUUGCACAGGAACUGCCGCAGCCGACCAUUGCAAGCCAAGAAAAAUGAAUUAUAAACUAUCCGACACGACUUGAAACGAUGUGGUCACAUAUUGAUGAAACAAAGAAAACCGGUUUGGAGCUCAAAACAGAAAUUGAAAGAACAGAAAAUUGUAGGUAUUAAAGUUUUAAGUUUGGUAUUAAAGUUGAACAAACAAAUUUUUUUUUCUUUUCUCAUGUUUUAAGCUUUGAGAUUUUGAUAUAACCGAAAUACUUUUUUUUGUGAAAAUUGAGCUUGAAAGAAGAAAUUGCAGAAAUGGACAGCAAGAAGAACUACUCAAAGUUUACGGAUCAGCCAAGGCGAGCCUCAAGCGCCUAAUGCCCGAACCUCCGGUAGGUUUUAAUAACGUUUAUUUACUUCUUUGCUUCAAUUACUUACAGUUUUCAAAAAGUCUCGAACAUAAAAAAAAUUUCAACUCAGAUCUUUUGUUAGGAAAGUUUCCAAAAGGAGUCGAGGCUGUGGUGACACAGUGUUCCCAAACGAGCGGCAGCUGUGGUCAGUAGGCGUAGCUGACUGCAACAGCGGCACGGUUUAUUGCAAUAGGGGCGCGGGAAUGAGAGUCAAGUUUUGUGGAUUUAGUGGUUGGAAAAAGACCAUUAAAUGAUGUUUUUCCUAGGUUCUCGCGAGUUUUCGAAGAUUUUUUUAAUGUGUAUAUAAUUAUAACGAACAAAUUUAAAUGAAAAAAGAGACGAAAAAGUUUUUGCAAAACAAAAUAUCUCCCAAAAUAUCGUUCUUUAGGAAAACUCGUCAAAUCGAACUUCCAAAGGGAAAAUUGAGAAAAAGCUCACAGCACUUCUCUUGAGAAAUACCACUUGAACGUUUUAAAACAAAAACAGAUACAUAAUAGCUUGUACGAAUAAAGUUGUCACCCAAAAUGACAUUUUUCAAGAAUAAAUUCGUCGAAUACUGCCUCGAAAAAAAAAUUUUGAGAAAAAUCUCACAGCGUUUCUCUUAAGAAAGUCCAUUUGAAAAUUCUAAAACAAAAAAACAAACGAAAUAUCUUAUGCGAAAUAAGUUGUCAUCAAAAAUGUCCUUUUAAUGCAAAUUUCUGUGACGAGAACAAUCGAAAAUCACUUCAAAUCUCUGGAAAACGCGGUAAACACGUUUUAAGAACACAUACAGCGUGAAAAAAUACGAAAGAAUGGUAAAAUACGCAAGAAAAAGAGAAAAAACCGUAUUAAAAGUGAAUGAAAUUUUGUGGGGGUGACACGCGCCGCACCGCGUUGCGUUAGAAAAAACUCGCGUUUUCGCCCCAUUGCGACGACCUUUUUUUUCGCUUGCCGCCGUCUCUUUUGGAACACUGUGGGUGAGAGAAAAGCAGACAAAUGAGAUUAAGACCGAAGAAGUUCCGACGAAACGACCUGCGGUUGUCUAUUCGACAUCGAUGCCGUCGUGCAAAAACCCAUAUCAGAGUUCUUCGCCGGCCCCACAGAUCUUGCCUACAGAGUCCAAGGCAGUCUUACCAGAAGGACUUCACAAGGUAUACAUAUUCAAGGCUGGAAGAGCUUGCAGAUCUUUUGUUUUCGAAGCUUUACAAAACGUAUCACAAUAUAUUAGAUGCUGUUCUUGUUUAGAUUUUAAAGAAACCUUGCACUCCGGAAAAACUUCUUCUUGCUACUUGAAAGAAUUCCAGAAGUCAGAGCAGUCGCCAAGAGUUGCACGACAAAGCGCGGAAGCGAUCCGAGUCCCGGAUUCCUCUCCUUCUCCGUUCUGCAACAUCAACGCCUACCUUCACUACAUCCAUCGUAUUCAGCAAAAUCAAAUUCCCAAUUGUUAGUCUAUUUGCUGUUGAAGAGCUUACGGAAAACAGGAAAAACUUUUUCUUACAGUUGCUGGUCUGGGAAAUUCGAAUCUCCGUCGUCAGACCAUUGGACCUUGCACUGUUUCAGCGGAUGUGAGUGGUUAGGAACAUAAAAAAAGCUGUUUUUUCAUAAUUCAGCUCAAAUAGUGAAGAUGAAAAUUUGAAAGAUCGAGAGGUUUAUUCCGAUCCCCUUGAUGUACUAAAAAUUGCCUGUUUACUUUUUCCUAGUCCAUCCACUAUCUUUUGAAACGGUCAAAAUGAGCAGUUAUGAAUUCUCGCUAGAAUUUCGAUUCCCUUACUUUCGGAAAGUUGAUAGUUUUUUAAAAAUGUUAUAGGAAAGUUAUGGCAAAGGAUACUUUCAUUAUGAUGGAUGCUAUUAAUUCCCAUUUAUCUUCGCACUGACUUCAGGUGGCUCAACACAUGGCGAGAGUUAGAGCCGCCAACGCGCUACGGCCUCCGACAGGAUUCGCGCCCUCACAAUUCGUGACCAACCUCAACUCGCUGCAACAUCUGCUGAUGGGUCAAGUGACGUCACCACUUACAAUGCCAACAGUGCUUGGCGGAACGCCAACAACGCAGCCACCACACACGCGCCUCUACUCGGCCCCCUGCUUCGAAGGUCCCGAAGGACCUUUGUUCCAGGUGCGUCCUCUAGGUGUCUUCAUAGUCAGCAGAAGACUGAAAAGACUGAGAAAAGCUUUUGAGAGAGAUGCACUGAAAAAAACCGGACUUUUCGCAGAACUUUCUUGAGGCUGUCCGCAAGUCAGAGGCGCAAAUGGCCAGGGCCUUCGGUGGGAACUGCAGCUGGCCGUCGUUGUCUUGUGACUGAAAUACAGUCCAAUCGAAAACUCGAUCUCGCCCAAUUGUUCUCGUUUCUCUCGGUUGUCCAAAUUAUUCGUUAUUCGUGAAUUUCACAUGUUUCAUUAAUGAUUGCGUGAAACCUUUGUUGAUAAAACACGAUAUUGCUUCAUUUCAAAAAUGUCGCUUUUCAGUAACUCUCUUCAAAAGUUUAUCUUCGGCUUUGUUGCAGCCAACGCAAUCCUUCUAGGAAUUAUUAUCAGGUUUUCGAUAGCAACUGCAAGCCAUUGAGGUCGGAGAGGAGCUUUUUCUAGAAUGUACCCCAAUGACUGGCUCUACGUAAUUCUGCAACUGGUCAUACCGCUUCUUGUCUGGGAAACUCUGCUGUUUUUUGUGGUCGCACCAGAAGAAGUUUUGACCGAUCUGCUCGGCGAAAAAAGCAGUGUCAGCAGCAAUUCGGUGAUUUUCUAAGAUAUCGAAACUAAAAAAGUUCGAAGUUCAUUACGAUGAGGAAACUAACUGAAAAAGCUCAGUUAUCAGAGGAAUAUGAAGAUCUGCUCAAAAUGAGCAAAAAAAAGACAAAUUUGCAACAAAAAAAAAUCCGAGACUGGAGGAUUGAUCUCAAUUUCAGCCAAAAAUUCAAAGCCUCCUAAUUGAUAAAAAAAAUAUUUGGAACAUUUUCAUGAAAAAAAAAUUUGUAUUCGCCUAAAAAUAUGAAUUAGAGAGUUCUCAAACCUCUAAUGAACCGGUUUUAUUCGAUUUUAUUCGAGAACAAUCACUUUCAGAUUUCGAGUCCAGUAAGGUCAACGAUGACGCGAGGUGGACGUGUACAUUCUUAUGGAGACUUUUAA
Molecule: messenger RNA, 3800 nt
Organism: Caenorhabditis auriculariae
Lineage: Eukaryota; Metazoa; Nematoda; Chromadorea; Rhabditida; Rhabditidae
Source: the annotation of a GenBank genome assembly